GGUAGGACUUUGCGAUGAUGAUCAGCUUGUGGAUCCGAGAUCUGCCUCUCACAGCUCUCUCACAAAAUCAAAUUGCACAAAACAAAAAGGCAAUCAACAACAUACAAAGACCAACAACCAUCACCUACAACAAAAAAGCACCUUAUCACCAUGAAGUUCUUCUCCACCCUUUUGCUCAUUGCCGCCCCUCUCUUGGCCACUGCCAAUGAGGAUGAGCAACGUGCUCGUGCCCUUGAGAUUGGUGAUUGGAGUGUCAACUUCAAAACCAUUGAUGGACAGGACUUUACCUAUGAGACUGGACCCGGUGCAGGUGAAAAUGUCAAUGUCAAGAUUUCUGUUGAAAACAAGUGCCGUCAGGAAGCUGUGGCUGCAGAGCGCACCAAUGUUGGCCACUUCUAUCCCAACCCAGAUGUUUCUGGCAUUGCUGUGGACACCUCCGGAAUUGUCAAUAACCCAGGUAUGGGCAUCAAUGGCUUCUCCUUCUCCUUUGUUGAAGGAGUCAAUGAAAAUGCCCUCAUCUACUCUGAAGCUGAUGAUGGUCUCAAUGCAGCCGUCAACUUCUGUGUUGUGCUUGGACUUUACUCUGACAUUAUGCUGAUUGACUUUGCUGAGGUCAAGCUGACAUACCUGAUUGAUUUGGUGACCCAAGUUCCUACCUUGACUGGCUACACUGUCACCCAAGCUGAGGCCUUUACUGAUGCUGAGGACACCACUCUCAGCUUUGAUGGAAGUCUCUUGGCCUAUUUCUGUGACCCUGACAGCUACCAGAUUCUCACCAACGAUGGUUCUGAUGCUGUCACCACUCAAGGAAGCACUCUCAAUGUUUGCUUCAGGGUUGAAGAAGGACAGUUCCAAGUCAAGGAUAUCAUGGAGUUCACUGUCAGGAAUGCUGAAGCUGCAGAGCCCUCUCAGCUCAUCAUCACGGAAUCUGCUCCUGCCUCUACCAUCUUCUCCACCAAGAAGUGUGUUGAUGAAGGAAAUGACAACAAUGUCUGUUUGGUGUCUUUCUUGCUGUUUGCUGACUUUUAUGAUUUUGAAGCCUUGACAUUGACUGGUGAGGGAAGCAUCCUUUUGGAACUUGGAGGAACUGCUACAGCACCUGCUGGUCGUCGUUUGCGCAAGAAUAUCCAGAUUGUGGAUGGCCACCGUAAGCUUCAGAACGAGGUUACCGAAACGGUUGACGUCCAGCCCCAGCCCUUUGCAGUUGAGAAGCAUCACUUGGCUGACUCCUCUGCUGGAAGCUUGACCACUUAUGCUACCAUGGCUGCCAUGGCUGGAGCAGCCAUGGUGCUCUAAGGUGUCUGUGUGUGGCAGCAAGGUAGAACCUGGCACAGGAUUGCUUUGUCAUGCUUACAUCAACUGUGUGAAGUGGAAGCUGCAUGAGUGUGCAGCCAAUCAACAACAAAAACUAGGAAAAAGAUAGAGAUAGAAUCAUUAAUUAAUUAAGAAAUAGAGAAACUAAACCGAAGUAGUUAGUUUCACAACC
Messenger RNA from Seminavis robusta, 1486 nucleotides. NCBI's taxonomy places the organism in Eukaryota, Bacillariophyta, Bacillariophyceae, Naviculales, Naviculaceae. The record is from the annotation of a GenBank genome assembly.